Messenger RNA from Cavia porcellus (domestic guinea pig), 22588 nucleotides. RefSeq names its product protocadherin 17 (gene Pcdh17). Gene Ontology annotation, biological process: homophilic cell-cell adhesion. The transcript has 6 exons. The record is from RefSeq and is a predicted model, not a curated record. Gene Ontology annotation, cellular component: plasma membrane. The coding region runs from base 2292 to 5861 and encodes 1189 amino acids. Gene Ontology annotation, molecular function: calcium ion binding. Lineage: Eukaryota; Metazoa; Chordata; Mammalia; Rodentia; Caviidae.
AGUCAGUCAGCAAGAGACGCUGGGGAGAGAACAGGGACUGCGAGCCCGGCGGAUGCGGCAGCGGCGGAAGGCGGCUAGGGAGACACUACUCCAACUGUUGAAUUGAAAUUUUCACCUUUCAUUUCCUCUGCCGCUUUGCUUGCGACAAUGGAUUUAUUUGGUUUGAAAUCCGCACGUCUUUCUCAGGCUUUGGGGUGAUCCUGACAGCUACCAGAUUGAAAGAGACCACCCGUGACAGUAAAGGAGGCAUUUUAAAAAUAAAACAAAAUCCUCCACAGCAGACUGCACAAUUAGCUAUGCACAACGAUGCUGGACUUUGUGAAUAGACAACACUGGGAGAAAAAUCUUGAAAUCUGAUGGGGGCUAAGCUGUGAAUAAUUACUGGAAACGUGAUUUUCUUUUUCUAAGACUGAAAAAUUUUGGGGUGCCUCACGCCUAACCAAGAGGAAAGGUUUAGAACAAAUAAAUAAACACACCUAGCAAAGCAGACGCCUUGCUUCCCAGAGCCUCGGACUCCGGCAGAAAGAGAGUGAGUCAGAGAAAGCUUUAGGAAGAAGCCGCAACUAAUGUCUGUGAAGGGAGGACCAAGAGGCGAGAGUGAAGUCGAUUCGUUCCGCUGCUUCUGACUCAUCCGGCAGCUCAGAACACCUGCAUUUCUGGAUGUGUCAUUCCCGUAUCUCCAGGCGCCUCGGGAACCCGAAAUAAUGUGUAGACAACCCUGUGCCUGAGCUCCUCUGGGAGGCAGCUUCCCAGGGUGGGCGACAGGCAGGACCGACCGCAGCUUCUCACCCCUGCGCUCCCCGCGCCGCCCAGAGACUGUAGGACUGCAGAAUGCACCACGCUGAGCCUUCGUGCUUUUCUCUCGUCCAGCCCCCUCCUACUAUUAAUUUUUUUUGAAGAGGAAAAAAAUUCUCACUUUAUCCUCUUGAAAUAUUCACCACUUUUAUUCCUCGCCAAGAUUUUCCUUUCUACAUGAAGAGGAUAGGGAGGCUGGGCUGUUGGAAAGAGAUGCUGAACAGAAAGAAAAUAGAGGCACUUGACAGCCUAGCCCUGUGAAUGCAGAGACUGUUUCCCUUCUAGCGAGACAGGGAGAGUGUGUGCGAGGACUGGGAGGGUGGCUCCCCCCUGCCUUUUAUUCGGUCUCCCCCUCCCCCUUCAGAUGUGCACGUCCAACCAUGAGUUGCCUGUUGAUUUCCUUUAGCCUGGGAAGAAAAGCGAACUGGAAUUAAACUGCAUGGCGAGAAGUCCUUGCUGGCAGGAAGAGGAUGGGAUGGUAGCGGCGGCUACUGGCUUGGCGUAGACAUCAGAGUGUGUUCUACGAUCAGAGGCGGAGAUAUAUCUAUAUAUUUCCUCGCCCCAAUAGACUCUGACGGCAAAUGCUGAUCAGGCUGUGGCUUUCUUGAUUUCGGAGGAGAGCCUUUUCGGAGGAAGAGAGGGAGGAGCCUGAUAGGGGGAGGAAACUACAAAUCGGGACACUAGUUCUUUGCGCCGCAUUUCCUCCCCUCCCUUUGGCUGCUCGGAAAGAAGAGAAAGGAAAAAAAAUACGCUUGGCUGGGAGAUGCAGUCCGCCGCCGCCGCUUCAGCCAGCAAUGCAAGAUUAGAUCUCUAAAUGCAGCAAAACACUGCCUGAAAACAGACCAGCCUGCGCAGCAAGCAGACAUUUCACAGUGCGCCGAGCAAGCUUCAGAAAUAUUUAUCUGUGACUCUCUCUCUUCGUUGCUCCUCGUUCCCAUCAAUUUCAUCAGGGGAGACCAGUAAUAAGUAAGGAUUUCACUUUGCCAUCUGCCUGGAGACACACCUCCUCAAGCCCUCCCCCACCCGAUGUGAAGAGUAUUCCGUAGGCUGCCGGCGAGAGUGGAUUCGCGGAGCCCUAGAGGGAGCGAGAAAAACCCACCAAUUCUUGAGCUCAUUAUCAUCCUCUCAGACUCGAUUUCCUCCUUAUCGCCGGCCUCAUCGCUCAAGUUUGAGCCUCGCGAAGUCGAGGCGGGAGAGACAAAGCCCCCGGCUCGCCCUCAGCCGCAGGGAGCCGCCGCCUUGCUCCAAGCCUCUGCAGCUCCGCUGCGCCGCUGCCUCUCACCCAGUGCGGAUGCUGUAGAUCAACAGGUUCAGGGAACUUGAACAGAAUAGGGAGAGACCGCCUGUGCCGCAGCCCCGGCGAGGAGGAGAGGAAGGACCCGCGGACUUGUGGCUCGCGCCUCCCACGCACGCUCUGCCCGGGCCCCAGGCUGGCGCGCACCCACAGGUUUGCCCCUCCAGUCCGGCUGUUCCUGCCCCCACCCCACCGGUCUGGGAUGUACCUUUCCAUCUGUUGCUGCUUUCUCCUAUGGGCCCCUGCCCUGACGCUCAAGAACCUCAACUACUCAGUGCCAGAGGAGCAAGGGGCCGGCACGGUGAUAGGUAACAUAGGCAAGGAUGCUCGCCUGCAGGCAGGACUUCCGCCGGCUGAGCGCGGGGGCAGCGGCGGGCGAAGCAAGUCGGGCAGCUACCGGGUGCUGGAGAACUCGGCGCCGCACCUGCUGGACGUGGACGCCGAUAGCGGGCUUCUCUACACCAAGCAGCGCAUCGACCGUGAGUCCUUGUGCCGCCACAAUGCCAAGUGCCAGCUAUCUCUCGAGGUAUUCGCCAACGACAAGGAGAUCUGCAUGAUCAAGGUAGAGAUCCAGGACAUCAACGACAACGCUCCCUCUUUCCCCUCUGACCAGAUUGAAAUGGACAUCUCAGAGAACGCUGCCCCGGGCACUCGCUUUCCCCUUACCAGCGCACACGACCCGGACGCCGGCGAGAACGGGCUCCGCACCUAUCUGCUUACGCGCGAUGACCACGGUCUCUUUGCCCUGGACGUCAAGUCCCGCGGCGACGGCACCAAAUUCCCAGAGCUGGUCAUCCAGAAGGCGUUGGACCGCGAGCAACAGAACCACCACACGCUCGUGCUGACUGCCCUGGAUGGCGGGGAGCCGCCACGCUCCGCCACCGUGCAGAUCAACGUGAAAGUGAUCGACUCCAACGACAACAGCCCUGUCUUCGAAGCGCCCUCUUACAUGGUGGAACUGCCCGAGAACGCUCCCCUGGGCACCGUGGUCAUCGAUCUGAACGCCACCGACGCGGACGAGGGCCCCAACGGCGAAGUGCUCUAUUCCUUCAGCAGCUACGUGCCCGACCGCGUGCGGGAGCUCUUCUCCAUCGAUCCGAAGACCGGCCUGAUCCGGGUAAAGGGCAACCUGGACUAUGAGGAGAACGGGAUGCUGGAGAUCGACGUCCAGGCCAGAGACCUGGGCCCUAACCCCAUCCCGGCCCACUGCAAGGUCACAGUCAAGCUCAUCGACCGAAACGACAACGCGCCGUCCAUCGGUUUCGUCUCCGUGCGCCAGGGGGCGCUGAGCGAGGCCGCCCCGCCCGGCACUGUCAUCGCCCUGGUGCGGGUCACCGACCGGGACUCGGGCAAGAACGGACAGCUGCAGUGUCGCGUCCUGGGUGGAGGAGGGACAGGCGGUGGCGGCGGCGGCCUGGGCGGGCCAGGGGGGUCUGUCCCCUUCAAGCUGGAAGAGAACUACGACAACUUCUACACGGUGGUGACCGACCGCCCGCUGGACCGCGAGACCCAGGACGAGUACAACGUGACCAUCGUGGCGCGGGACGGGGGCUCGCCUCCGCUCAACUCUACCAAGUCGUUCGCAGUCAAGAUUCUGGACGAGAACGACAACCCUCCCCGCUUCACCAAAGGACUGUACGUGCUGCAGGUGCAUGAGAAUAACAUUCCAGGCGAAUACCUGGGUUCCGUCCUCGCCCAGGACCCUGACCUGGGCCAGAACGGUACCGUGUCCUACUCCAUUUUGCCCUCGCACAUUGGCGACGUGUCCAUCUACACCUACGUGUCUGUGAACCCCACCAACGGGGCCAUCUACGCCCUGCGCUCCUUUAACUACGAGCAGACCAAGGCUUUUGAGUUCAAGGUGCUCGCGAAGGACUCGGGGGCGCCGGCGCACUUGGAGAGCAACGCCACAGUGCGGGUGACCGUGUUAGACGUGAACGACAACGCGCCGGUGAUCGUGCUGCCCACCUUGCAGAACGACACCGCCGAGCUCCAGGUCCCGCGCAACGCCGGCCUGGGCUACCUGGUGAGCACCGUGCGCGCCCUGGACAGCGACUUCGGCGAGAGCGGGCGCCUCACCUACGAGAUCGUGGACGGCAACGAUGACCACCUGUUUGAGAUCGACCCGUCCAGCGGCGAGAUCCGCACGCUGCACCCCUUCUGGGAGGACGUGACGCCCGUCGUGGAGCUGGUGGUGAAGGUGACUGACCACGGCAAGCCCACUCUCUCCGCGGUGGCCAAGCUCAUCAUCAGGUCGGUGAGCGGCUCCCUGCCCGAGGGGGUGCCCCGGGUGAACGGCGAGCAGCACCACUGGGACAUGUCCCUGCCGCUCAUCGCGACUCUGAGUACCAUCUCCAUCAUCCUCCUGGCGGCCAUGGUCACCAUCGCUGUCAAGUGCAAGCGAGAGAACAAGGAGAUCCGCACUUACAACUGCCGCAUCGCGGAGUACAGCCACCCGCAGCUGGGCGGGGGCAAAGGCAAGAAGAAGAAGAUCAACAAAAACGAUAUCAUGCUGGUGCAGAGCGAAGUCGAAGAGAGGAACGCCGUGAACGUCAUGAACGUGGUGAGCAGUCCCUCCCUGGCCACCUCCCCCAUGUACUUCGACUACCAAACCCGCCUGCCCCUCAGCUCGCCCCGGUCGGAGGUGAUGUAUCUCAAACCAGCCUCCAACAACCUCGCUGUCCCUCAGGGACACGCAGGCUGCCACACCAGCUUCACAGGACAAGGGACUAACUCGAGCGAGACCCCUGCCACUCGGAUGUCCAUAAUUCAGACAGACAAUUUUCCCGCAGAGCCCAAUUACAUGGGCAGCAGGCAGCAGUUUGUUCAAAGUAAUUCCACGUUUAAGGACCCAGAAAGAGCCAGCCUGAGAGACAGUGGGCACGGGGACAGUGAUCAGGCUGACAGUGACCAAGACACUAACAAAGGCUCCUGCUGUGACAUGUCUGUUAGGGAGGCACUCAAGAUGAAAACUACUUCAGCUAAAAGCCAACCGCUUGAACAAGCAUUCCCGACUUUGCUUUCCUUUGCUAUCCUCACCCUACACACCAUCACAACUAGACUUCAGUCUGUUGAUCAGCUGCCACCAGAACCAGAAGAGUGUGUUAAUUGCACAGAUGAAUGCCGAGUGCUUGGUCAUUCUGACAGGUGUUGGAUGCCACAGUUCCCUGCAGCCAAUCAGGCUGAAAACGCAGAUUAUCGCACAAAUCUCUUUGUACCCACAGUUGAAGCUAACGUUGAGACUGAGACUUACGAAACUGUGAAUCCCACUGGGAAAAAGACUUUUUGUACAUUUGGAAAAGACAAGCGAGAGCACACUAUUCUCAUUGCCAAUGUUAAACCUUAUUUAAAAGCCAAACGUGCCCUGAGCCCUCUCCUCCAAGAGGUCCCUUCCGCAUCAAGCAGCCCUACCAAGGCCUGCAUCGAGCCUUGCACCUCAACAAAAAGCUCCCUAGAGGGUUGUGAAGCAAAACCUGGAGCCCUGGCUGAGGCAAGCGGUCAGUACUUGCCCAAUGACAGUCAGUAUCUGUCACCCAGUAAGCAACAGAGAGACCCUCCCUUCGCACCCUCGGAUCAGAUGGCAAGGGUCUUUGCAGAUGUGCACUCCAGAGCCAGCCGGGAUUCCAGCGAGAUGGGUGCUGUCCUGGAGCAGCUUGACCACUCCGGGCGGGAUCUGGGCAGAGAGUCGGUGGAUGCCGAGGAAGUUGUGAGAGAAAUCGAUAAGCUUUUGCAAGACUGCCGUGGGAAUGACCCUGUGGCUGUGAGAAAGUGAGACAGACAGAUGGGGUGGGGUGGGGGGCAUUGGCGUUUUCUUGUCUCUUCUGUGGAUUGAAGAAUGAUCACUCUUGGGGACAACCUAUUUCACAGGGAGGAAGAAAGACCAAUCGUGCUUUAAGGCUUUUAGUGAACAUCUAAAGUGCCCACAAGUAUGUUCUUUUCACAGCUAUUUCUUUUUUCAGAGAUAAGAAUGGUUUUGUUUUGACAAAACUUCUAUCAGGACAAACUUAAUGAUGUUUAAAGAGAAAACAGAAGAUAGAGAGAAGAAACAGGAGGAUGAGUAUGCCACUUACCUUUUGACAAUCUGUUAGGAAGGUAUGCCGUGUGCAAAGUGAAGUAUUUCUGAUCACUCUAAGACUGUGCUUCGUGAUUUAUGCUGACCUAACUGUUUACCUAUAAACCCCAUACAAAGCAGGGUCUCAUCUGUGAUCUGUGGUGGAGUUCUAGCAGUCAUCACAGGCUUCUACUGAAAGUCCCCAAAAGACCUUGCAGUAGUCCAAGCUACACCAAACAUUAACACAUAUUUGUGGUAAACAUUUCUGUAUAAAGUUACCUGCCGCACAUAUAAACACAAAGAACGUUCCAUAUCAUUAGUCAAAAACAAACACAAGAAUUAAAAAAAAAAAACCUAGAAAAAAAACCUUGAUCAUUUGUAAGACGCCUCAUGUCGUAUAAAAGUUAAAUGUAAAAAGAAAUAGUCCAUUUUGUCCUGCACACACGUAGACUAAUUCACUUCAUUAAAGGAGAAGAAAAUUUAAAGAUUUAACAUGCCUAUUUAGCAUUUUAGUGUCCAACAAAGAUAUAUAUACAAUGAGUUUGCUUUAGAUUUGACAUUGAAAAGUUCUAAACAACAGUUACCCUUGAGUGGUAAUAUUCAGAGUAAAUUAACAUGAUUAAUACGUCUUAUUCAUUUGUGGACACUAAAAUAGCUCAGGAAAGUGAAAAUGUCUUAGACAUACACAAAUCACAUGACCAUUUAAAUGUGCAAAUGUAAGAAAAUUCAAUGUGUUUACAUCAAAUGACAUAUUUUUAUUGAUUUAUUGCAGAUUCCGUGCAUAUGAGCCAAAUUGUUGAGUGUAUAAGAGCUAUAUUGUGUAUUUUAUUAAAUUAAUAUAUAGUUGUGUUGCAAAAAUAUUUGGGCUUCUAUUGUAAAUGGCAAGUGUUGCCUCGGUAGCUGUCGAACUCUAUGAGUUUUGUUUUUUCCUGCUUCCUUUUCCCCAUGGAGUGUGGGAAGCAGUGCCUCAGAGCAGAGUCUCUUGUUUAAUGUGUAGUCUACCAAGUACUACAGUACAUAAUCUGUUCAAAAUGUGUUUGAGUGAGCUGAUGGAGCUAACUGAAAGGUCAAAAAUACAUCCGUCAGUCAUGGUUCUGUGCAAGUCCUUGGAGAAGCUUUUAUUAAAGUCAUGCUAAAUCACAAGAACUACAUUUGUACCAAACCCUGAAACUUCUUCAUGAUGUUUUCCAUAACAUAGUUUCUGCCUAUGUAGAUACCCUUUAUUAGUUCAUUCUCAAAAGUAUCAUAAGUGGUCCAGAGUGCGUCUCCAUUAUAUUUUAAAAACAUGAAAAAGUGCAUUAAUGCAUGUGUGGUACCAGCACUGGUUACUUGCAUUGUGUAGUGUUUUUCCAGAGGUCUGAGUCUUCACAAAAUCUUUUUACGUUAGCUCAGUGCUCCUCUGCCUCUUUUUAGUGUUGUCCCUUGAGAACAAUACAUCUUCUCUUCCAUCCUUUGGUUGUACCUUUUCUUGUGACAUUUAGCACGUGUCAACCUUACUUCCAUAUGAGGCUAAGAAACCUCUAAUUUCAGGAAUUGGGAAAAAUAAAAUUAGCACUUGCAGAAAUAGUAGCAGAUGGGAAAAUGCCUUGAUUGACAUUUUCCUUCAGCAUUUAAAAUUUUUGGCAUUUUCACAGCUUCAUGGCAAACAGUUUUGAGCCCAUACCUUAGACAAUGUGGUGCUGAGUUAAAUACAGCCUGUUUGUGCACUGGAGCAGAAAAAUGCAUUAUUUGCAAAUUGGUGGAGAAUACUGUGCCUUCUUUUUUUGGCCACCAAGUCAGUGUAGAGAAACAGCGUCAAUGUUGUAAAAUCUUUAUAUUGAAAGCAAAAGCAAAACAAACAUUGAAUUCAAUUAAAUUUUUGUAAUUUUAAACCUCAAAAAAAAUUCUACUGAAAGUAUUUUCAUCAUAACACAUCAAGAUUUCAGACUGUACCUCUUUUGCAAAAUUGCUUUGGGAGGGAAGAAUGGACAAUUCCCAUCAGCUUUAUUCUCUGGAGAACUGUAUUUGGUUCCUAGUAACAACCUUUGCAAAGCUCUACCCUUGGUUUUUAUUACUCAUAAAUGUUUAAAUUAGAAAAGAAGGGAUCUUGUACAUGUGAAACCUAAUUGACUCUCUAUAUUUUGGACAAUUUAUGUAUCCAAAAUGUGUUGUCUCUGUUAUAUGAUGUUAUUUUUGCCAGGAGACUACAGGUUGACUUCGCUGGAUAGCUGAAAUUUGACAGAAAAUUGAUUUCCAUUUAGUUUUAUCAAGUGUUGCCUCUCCUUACUAGACAGAUAACUAUUUAGUAAAAUCUAAAGCAGUAUGUAAAUGAAAUCAACAAAGAGAGUAAGGUUUAUUUUUAAAGCAUUCUUAACACUAAGUAACCAGUUGUUCAAUUUCUCAUAUGUGUCUGAAGACAUUAAAACACCAUAAGAUUUUAUAAAUUGGUUGUGCCAAUGUGUGAGGGAUUUACCUUUAGGCUUCCUGUCACCAGUGAUUUACUAGUGUUAGCUGCUUAACACAUUAUCUGUAUUUAGUAGUGAUUAUUUAUUUGCAAGUUGGUGGUAAUUCAGCAGUCAGGACUCUAAGCUUUUAUAUUGGAAGGAAUCUUGCUUUUAUUCAUUUCCCUGGCAACUGCCUUUAUCACAAACCUCUGGUGCUUGGCUUCCCAGGAAGCCCAUGAGAUGCCAAAAUCACACCUUUGGGGAGCAAUUGCUCUAAUGAAUGAUGCAUAAUCUGUGAGAUUUGGAGGAGUUUCAGCUUAAUUUUGAAUGUGAAAAAAAUUAAUUUACAUUUUUCAAAGGCUAACCCCUCAAAAAAAUCACACAUUCAAAAUAAAAAAUUUGAUACUCCUUUGUCUUCUUAUAUGACUGAAGUCAAGCACAGAUAUCUGUUUAUGAACAUUUUAGUAAGAAACUCAAAGUUCUAAAAAAUGCUUAUGAUGUACUAAAAAUAAAAUAUCAACAAAAUAAUUUUUCAUUAGAUAUAAAGUAGUAAGAAUCAGUGUUAGUUACACCUAUACCAAAGGAAACAAGGAAGAGACAUAUCAUGCAAUUUCAAAGGAUGGUUUCACACCAUUUCUUAAUCUAACAUAUUUAUCUUUAUUGUAGGCAGCAUAAAAAACAAGGAACAAACAAACAAAAACAACUGUUCCAAAAACUCGCUGAUUUCCUGGUUGAGAAAUUGACUUACUUUGUUUCAUAAGAUUAGCUGAGAUCUUGUAAAACAUGACUUCCAUUUGAAGGAUGUACACAGUGCUCAGUUUAAGAAAUGACCCCAAAAAAGUCAUGUAGUAACAGAGCAGAGUGCUUUAAUAGAACCAGGUUAAAAGCUGUUUGUUGUCUAAUGGAAUAGAACUUGCUAAAGUCAAUAAAUAGACUGAGUUCUGGCAUAAUAUAUGCUCGCUCAUUAUUGUCUAAUUGUAUUCUUUUGACAACAGACAGCAUUUAUUAGAGCAUUAAUUCAAAUGAGAGUUUCAGCUAUCAAGAUGCUGAUCCGAAGUGUAACUGUAUGCGACCUGAUUAAAGUCUGACUUCCCUGGCCCCGGUGUUUUGGAGGUUAGCUAUUCCCAUUUAUCAGUCCAUCACUCCAUGAGGUUCUUAGCUGCACCAAGUGAUUGAAUAAGGACAACAACCACAACGACAAAAGCAGCAUACAUUUUAUGGAUUUAUCUCGACACUAUUAUUUAAUGGCUGUGUUUAAUGUGACCUAUCUGGAAAAUGAGGACUCCGAAUAAAAAGCUAUUACUAAUAGUGAUGUUGCUUUCCCUUGAAUUCAUUAACACAGAAGUGAUAUUUUAUACACUGCAUACCAUCAGGACCUUGAUUUUAAUUAUUUUGGAAAGGCAAAAUAUGGCCUCACAUCUAUUUUUUGCUACAUAUCACUUUGCCAGCAAAAUAAGAUUAAAAAAAAAAAACUUUACUUAACAAUAAAUGUCACUAGAAGUCACUGACACUAUGUUGGAUAUCGUGGAUAAGUUGGCUAGUCAAAUAAGUACCAGGGAGACAGAGCCUAAUAAUUCUUGAGCCUUUAAAAUUCACAAUUGAUGGGACAAUAAUUUGGUACAUGGCCCUAGAGGAAUUCAGAAAAGACACUUUAUAUUUUCUCAUGCUACUAUAUAACAGAUGAAACCAGAUAUUUAAAGUAAAUACAUGUUUGUUGUAAUACAUUCAAAUAACUUUGUCCCACCAACUCAUAAACAUAUUCUGAAUUCUUGCUCUGUGUUUGCAUUGAGCUAAUAUAUCAUAGGAGUAAAUAACAAACUAAGAAUGGUGGCUAGACUAGGAACAGGUAAGUUCUAAAAUAUCAUCUUGAUAAAUUGAUUUUGAUUGUUUUUCUUUUGUCUCACAUAACCCACAUAUCCUAUAUUUUUGUUCCUAAUUUAUAGUGGCACUUCCUAAAGAACAAAGUAGCAUUAUAUUCUGAGUAUUUAAAUUUUUAAAUUUUACUUUACUUACAACAGCACAACAUAUCAAAGUGCACUGCAUUUCCAUUUUAAGAUCUUAAUUGGUUAGAUUUGUUGGCAGAAACUAAGUAAUUUACCCGUUCAUUCUUUUGUUUAUUUAUUUGAUAGCCUUUUCUUUUUCACUGGACACUACCUAGGUGCCAGUUCCUUAUAGAAGGAUCCUAAGAUACUGAAAAGAACUAGUCAAUUAUACAUUUUUUCUCUGAAUACUUGAGCAAUAUGUGACAUGGUGAUAUGAUCUUUUCUUACUUUUAACACUAUUAUUUUGCAUAAUUGAAAUAAUUUCACUAUUAAGAAUAGCAAAAACUGUAUUAUACUGUGUAAUUCACUGCUUUUACUUCUUUAGUAGACCAACUGUUACUUUAGUCACCUGAGCAUCUGACCAGUCUAAAGAGAAAGUUAGCUUAACUAAUGAGUCCCAUCUGAACACGCCACAUUUAGGAAGAAAUUGGGAAUGCAAUGUAUACUAAAGUCUUACUCCACGCCAAUGAAAUGUUUAACUCUUUUUGUAAAAUUUGUGUGCCCACAAGAUAUAAUUAUUUGAUGGCUCUUUGUAGAAUAUAAAGAAUAAUAAUCCUUAAAGGUCAUUGUCGCAUUAAUGUGGAAAUAGAAAUAGAUUCAUCUGUUAAUGGGUAAUCUUCAAAACUCAUCAGCUACUUUUGGACAUAUUUGUAUAAAAUUUUGUGUCACACAGGCUGGCUUAUCACCUACUAGCUAAAAUAGUAUAUUUCACUUUUCAAGGAACAAUUUAUUAUGUGUUCUACUUCCAUUAUCAUAUACCAUUAAACAUUUAUGGUAUUCCAAUGGAUUAAAAUGUUGAUUUUGAAUUGUAUUUAAAAAUUUAGCUUUAUAGUUUUAUAUAACUGUUUAGUUAUUUCAUAAUAUUUUUUGAAGAUUAUAAAAAAGCAAAUGCCAAGUCCUCAUUUUGCUCACCUUGUAUAGUUCAUCAUAAAUUUUUUUCUAAGUAUUUGACAUUCAGGGAAACAUGGAAAUUGGGCUUUCUUUCCUUUGCAUUACAGAUCAUUCUGACCAUUAGCAGAAUAAUUGCACAAAUCUAAAUCGAUACUAUAAGAUGUAGGUUUAGAGAACUCUUCAUUUCACAGAAUAUUUUCACAAAUUUUCAAAGUACUACAGAAUUAAAAAUCCUGAAACUUGAGCAGAUCACUGGACUGAUCAAAAGAGCAAUUAGCUAUGAAACUUAAUACUCUGACUUGGAAGAAAUUCCCAAUUUUAUUGCUUGCUUGAGGUUUUCUGAAUUCUGAAAUCUUCCCAUAUUUAACAUUAUACGUCUCUAGGUUCUUCAUUUCCCCUUUAAGUUGAUAUUCAUAUAAUAUCCUUUAAAGUAGAUCACUCUUUUGUUCAGAGUUCAUUAUUAUAAUUUAAAAAGCAGAGAAGGAGGAGUGUGGUCGCCAAGAAAAUGGUAAGACAUUGUAAGAAGUGUGCCUAAGAUCACUCUAUGCUUUCAAUACCGUCUAUAAAUGUUUCAGGAUAUUGGUGGUACACUCUCUUAAAAAAUGUCAUGGAACAGAAGCGUUUUCUUGGGAAUUUGGCAUAAUUUCAUCUGAAUGCAAUCAUGUAGACUUUAUUGAAUUUCUUUGUAUCAUGAAGUUCGCAUAUGGUAAUAUAAUUAACUUCUUGAAAACAAGCACGAAAUAUCUCAUAAUAUUGAAAAGACAUUUAAAAGUACCUACACAUGAAAGGCAAAAGAGUCUGUAAUUUGAAAAACUAGUAUUACAAAAUAAAGAGAAAAGAAAAUUAAGCAAUAUUAUGGCUAAAGAAGGAAUAAUAUAUUCUGACGUACCUCAUGCAUAUUGGAGAAAUAUUAUUGACUCAGUGAUCAACUCAAAAAGACUGCAGUUGUUAUCCAAGUCAUUUAUAGUGUGGCUAGUGACAAGUGAAGUUGGACUAUUUUUGUGUGAAUCUAACCAAUUAUAAAUUGGUUUAGUACUUAUCUGCUACAACUCACAGAAAAGCAAACUUACUCUUAAAAGCUCCAAUAAUACAUACUAAUGAUCCUUUAACACUAUUUUAUAUUUUGGCAAUCUAAAUUAAGGUAUAUAUAAUUGCCAGUCACUACAUUGAUCUGCUAGGUAUUUUUUGCACUAUAUCUUUAACAGUGUUAAAACAUAGUUUAACAUUUUUCUUAUCACUAAAGCCAGUCUUCAAUCUAACAAUUCACUUUGAGAGAGUAAUUUGAACAUUUCUUGUCUCAUUUAGUAGUCUUAUUUCAUUAUGUCUCUGUUUAUAGUAUUAAUUAAACAUUGUACACUGUUUAUCAUCAUAAUAUAGUUACUUAAUUUUUACCUUCAUUCCAUAACUUUAUCUUGAUAUUAGCUAACUAUCAUGUUAUAUUUCUCAUCUAUGUAUUAAAAUAACCAUUAUAUGCCCACCUGUUAUAGAUUUCUUGUGAGGUUACUUGAUUAUAUUAGGUCACAUAUUUGCAAACAAAUUUCAUGAACCUAUAGGAAAAUGAUAAAUAGUUAUUAGAUGAACCCCCGCCCCCAGAAUUUUUACAGUGGACAGAACACAUGAUUUGCAACAGGAGGCAUACAAAGCAAAAAUAGUUUAAGAUAAGGGGGUUUAGAAAAAAUAUUUCUGUAAGGCUACUUUGCUACUUGAUUGAAAGUUUGACUAAAUGAUUAGAAUGUGAAUCAUCUUACUACAGUACCACCAAUUCUUGUGUAUUAAGAAAUCCUCAUUUGAAGACCUCAUUAUGUUGAGUGCUUAGAUUUGGUUGAAGAUACCAAAAGAGCCUUCCUUUAUAAUUAUUUUGAUUUUUUUAGCCUGUACUUCUUCCUUAAUAAUCUCCAAAUUUCAAAUAUUAAAUACAACUCAUCAUUUCCUUUAUUUUGCACAACUAUAAAAACAUAUUCUCUGUUCAUAAUCCAGAGGAGGAAAGGAGAUAAAUAAGAGGCCAGAUAUGACCUCUCUAACACUUUUCCUUACUAAGACUGCAGCAUACUGAUUUUACUUAACCAAUCUGUGAACCAAGGAUUAUAUGCUUUCAUGUAGUGGGGCACACAGGUAACAAUUAAAUGUGCAUUCUGCUUCUAUACAGUUAUAGUUUGGAAUAUAUUGGCAAGUGAAGGUGCUCACAAAAUGUAAAUUAUAGAAGUGGGAGGGAGAGUGGGGAAUACUUACAGCUGCUGGGGGAGGUAAUCAGUAAUAGCAGCUUCUCAGAGACAGUGAUAGUUGAACUGAACAUCUAAGGUGGGACAGGUUUUUGGCAGAAGAACUCUUCGGGAAAUGCAUUCAGGAGAAACACAAUGUGUGCAAAGCCAUUUAAACAAAGGUGAGAUAUUUUCUGAUUAGAAAGUUAAACACGGUUGCAAAGGUGAGUUAGAUGAAGUUCAGGAUGUACCAAAUGCAUAGAUUAGAUGUCACAUGAAUCACUAUCGUAAAGAAGAAGAAAGACACCUGAAUUAGUGCUCAGCUUGGAGAGUUCUGUAGAAGGCUUGCCAAGCUGAUUGUGCAUUCAGGAAAAUAACACUAGGACAGCUUGCUGCUGCCUGGUGAUCCGUUCUUUACAAGAUGCUGCCUAAUAGCACCUUGUUCUUGGGUUAGAUCCAGCUAUCUAGAGGCAAUGCCAAAAUUGCUGAAUUUUUAAAUCCUUAAAUUCAAGUCAUCAGCAGAGUAUUUAUGUGUAUGUUUCCAACUUCCCAGAAAUAAUUCUCUCUUUGAAAUAUGUAAUCAUAUUUAAAGCUUCAGGAGGUAAAAGACAUGACAAAGGUGAAAAUCAAGGAUAUGGAUGAUUUCCACUCGUAAUAUAGCAGUGUUGUAAUGUUCCUGGAUUCUCCAAGCAUCUCUUGGUUUGUACAUUUUGUUAGGUAGAUUAAUUCUACUCUUAAGAAUUGCUUGUGUGCAUUUGCCCCAGUUCUUGGACUAUUUUAGUGCGUCCACAAUAGAUUGUAUAGAGAGAAGCUUAUAAUUGUUGGUUAUUCAGAUGUAUUCAGUCAUAGAGAACCAAGACCUUAGAUUUGCAGUUCUCAAUGAGGGGCAGUUUAGACACUCCAGGAAUAUUUGGAAAUGCUCCAGAUAAAAUAUAGGGUUAGGAAGGCUUUUGCUAUUGUAUCUAGUAGGGAGCAACUAGGUCAACCACCCACAACAAAGAUGUAGUUCAUUAAUGCACAGGUUGAUAAACCCUACCUUAGAUCAAAUGUAGUUAAUAACAGGAAAUAAACAAUCUUGAGGUUUGGAUAUCUGGUGCUGAACCUGAAUGACUUGACUUUAAAAAAAAUUUAAAGACGAGUCUCAGGAUUUUUAAAAAAUUCCUUAGCAUUAAUAACUUCUUUCCAACUUGUGAUGAAUAUAUUUUUCUGGGACUCUCAGAUCAAGGUCCUCAGGCGGGCUAAAGUAUUAUCUCUGGCUGUGGUCAGUAGCAUUGACACAUAUAUGGAAUGAAUCCCCACAGAAUGAAUGGAAAUGGUGUUUGGGGUGACUGUUUACUCCUAAGAAAGUGUUCAAAGCCAGUAUUGUAGAAAAGGUACAAUAGAAUUCCCUAGCAAUUCCCCAACGAAGGGAAACGAAGCUACUUCCGGAACUGUUAAAGUGACUGUCUUAGAGAUUAAUUGGUGAAUUUAGCCUCUACUCUAAAGCCACUUUUCUUACUGUGCAUGUGGAAUCUGUAUUCACUGUGACACUAGAGUUUUGUGAGACGCUCCACUAGAAAGGUGAUGAUGAGGACAUGCUAGAUCAAGAAAUGAUGACAUUUACACGAAAGCUAGGUGACCAUAUAUAAGCCCGGAUACCAUAGAAUCAGUGUCUCUAUUGAUCUCUUAUGAAUCUUCCCACCAUAAAUACUGAUUUUAAUUCUUUCAAAGUAAUACAUAAAAUGCCAAAUUUGUCAGAUUGACUUUCUAAAUGAGGUGAGGUGAAGGUGAGUGCAAAUGGUUCCUUAAAAGUUUUAUUUCUCUUGACACAUUCUGUUUUACCCAUCUGUAAUGCAGGGUAGGCGGUUCCAAUGCACAUUUUAUGAAUUUGAACUUGAAAUGACUCCAGUUUUAAAAUAAUAAUGGUAAUGUGUUAAAAGGGUGACAAGAGCUCCAAUAGCAAAGUUGACAGUCUGUGCACUGACAGGCCAAUUAAUAUAAAUAGAAAUUACCACAGAUAAUCCACAUGUGAGAUUAGACUUCAUUUAGCUAAUAUGCGAACAAAAAGUGUUAAAAGAUCAAAGUUAUUACACCCUGUGGUGCAACCAGGACCACUUUGAAAAGCAGAGAAUUUCAUGAAGAGACUCAGUAACUAGCCAGCACAUCAACAAGCAUGUAUACGUUUUCUUAUAUUUCAAAGAAAUAUAAUUGUGAUUUGCUACUACCAUUCCAGCUAAUUUCCUACUGGUCUAUUUGCAUAGUGGAAUGUGCAUUUUAAUUUACAGCCACUGUUAGGAUAGACUUGCCUAAUUUAAGAUAGAACACCAAAAUUAGGAAAGAAAAUAGAAACUGUUGAUAAAGAAUAUUAGAAAUACUUCACCCAGCCAUUCUCACUUAGAAACAACGAAUGUGACUUUUAGGAUAAAGCAAAUUUCAAUUCAAUUAAAUUAUCUCUCUCUGUCUCUCUCUGUCUCUCUCUCUCUGUCUCUCUCUCUCUGUCUCUCUCUCUCUCUCUCCCUCCCUAUCAUUACAGUUCAAUAAAGGUAAUUUCCACAGGUGAUGCUAAGUCAUAUUAAGUUCACUGUGAGGGUAUAGCCAUUUUGAGAAAUGUUGAAAACUAGUAAGUUACAUGUAGAUACGGCAUGACUUAUCAACUUUUAAUGACAUUCUUGUUACCUGGUUUUCAUUAACCUUAAACAAGGGGCAAAAUUAUAGAUCACAGCCUAACAUAACAAAACAUUACUUUCUAUUUUUAUCAAGAGCAUGGAAUUUGAGAACAGAGGAAAAUAUACGCUGUCUUCUGUUUUGAAAUAUAUGCAUCAUUAUAUAUGUGCCUUUCUUUUUCCUGUUUUAUGGUUCAAAUCCUAGGGUGACAGCUGCCAUUUUAAAGGUGACUCAUUACAAUCAUUUAGAAAGUCCCUUAACAGAUGGCUAGGGCUGUGUUUCCCAGGGAACAAUGACAGGUUACAAUUCUCAACAGCUUUUAAUCAUUUCAACAAAUUUAUACACAUCUGUCAAUUACCUGUUCAGUAAACUUAACGAUACAGAUAUCUGAGAGUAACAAAGUAAUAGAUUUAAAAAAAUUAUCCCAUGAAAAUUUUAUAUACAGAGAGCAAAACUUAGCUUAAAACAUACUGAAAAGUGUGUUUUUAACCUACAGCCAAAAAUUCUUUGAAAUUUCUGUAAUAAAUUCAUUUAUAUUUAUGUUAUUAAUGAAGAGUUUUCAGGUGUUUCAUAAAUAAAAGAAUUAGGGACAAAACAAUUAAUAAAAAUUACACAGAAAAAUAAAGCAUAUAUAUCUGUCAUUUUUCUGUUUAAAAUCUUUUAUUAUAGCACAGUGAGGAAUAGGAGUUGAAGUGUUUCCAGUUACAGAGGGUAAGAAGAAAGGGAAGGUACUGUAUGUAUAAAUUUUGUGACUGAACUACCUUAAUUGGAAUCUAAACUUCGGUGACCACUGUAUCCCACUUUGUUUUUCAAUAAGAGAGUGGACAAAAUGUGCCCAGGGGCCAAACUUAGGCCCCAGGUUCCUUUUGAAAACGAGAAUAUACUGGAAGCCAGCCAAUCCCAUUUCUUUUACAUAUAGUUUUUGGUUAUUCUCCAGCUAAGGAGUUAAGAUUUUAGGGGAAAAAGCUGGAUAUUCCACAAAGCUGAAAUACUACUUAGCCCUUAGUGGAGGAAAUUUGCUACACUUUGCAUAAUACAACUACUAUGUACUUGAAUUCCUACGUUUGUAUAAUGUGAAUGAUAAAAAUCAUUCCUAGGGCAAUUGUAAGGAAAAAAUGACAUAAUAUAUGAAGUGCUUACUAAGAAUUGAAUCCCUAGUGAGGUCUCAAUGAAUUUUAUCUAUUACUACAGUGGAGUCUUAUCAGUAAUAUAAACAUUCACCAACAAUCACGAUACAUAACUUCAAAAUCUUGUUGCAGUUUCUUCUCAGAGAGAUUAUCAAAAUUAUUUCAAGGAUUUACUUGGCUUAUUGUCCUGUCUCUGGGUUUAGGAGUAAGUAUAUCCUUGCACGAGACUACCCAGCAUGUCUGUUAAGCAUUCCCUCUAUUUAACCAACGGCCCUUGAGACUUUUACCUUGUUUGCCACUAGCUCGUAGAAGUAUGUAGUCCAUGGUCAAAUGCUUCCCACUAAAGUUAAACAAGUGGCAGCUGGCACCAUACAGCUCCGUUAUAAUGAAAACAUGAGGUGGCUGCCAUUACAGAGUCCUGCACUAAUGAGAACGGUAGGAGGCCAGCAUUACAAUGGUCUAAUGCAAACAGGAAAUGGCUGGCAUUAAAUUGGUAUAAUAAAAACAGGGGGUGGCUAGCAUUGCACUAGUGGAAUAAAUAAAUUCAGAGAUGUCAGGCUUCCCCCAUUUCAUCUCCAUUAUAAAUGACCACAGUAGCCACAAUUCAGGUCAGACCACUAAGAGUCAGAGGAGCCAGUGUUAAGUGGAAACAACUUCUGUGCUCUGCUUCAAAAGUCUCCUUUGCCACUGCUGUUUUCCUUAGGCUAAUGCAAACACGUUUUACAAUAACCAUAUAUGCUACACUCAGUCUUUCUCUCUGCCUGAUAAUUCCAAAAAUAGACAGCAUUGUUUUUGACACAGAGGAAGACUGGCUGGAAUAAAAGCCAACAACUGGCAGAGAGUUUCUAAUUUUGUCCUUGCCUUUUACUCUCUUUCUCUUUUAAAUAUACAAGGGUUACUGAAUAGCCAGGUUCCUAAAAAAUAAUAAAAUGGAACACAGUAAGAGGAGAAAAAGCUACAGAAAAAUAAUAUGCACAAAAUCAAUCUAAGGAAGUUUUUCCUCUCAACAAAUGUCAGGGUUUUUUGUACAUAGAUUUUUGAUAAUUACCAGAAAUAGAAGAAACAUGGAUGUAUGUCUCAGACAAUAGGCUUAUAAAACUCUCACCAGCUGCAUUUGAUUAUCCUGUUUUUUUGUUUUUAAAUCUGUACUGAAUAUCUAGUAAUUUGGUGCAGUUCAUGCUUAAGACCUACAUUAUAUUAAGACAUUAUAUUAAGACAGCAUAGCACUGUUCGACCGUUCAGUUUCCAUUUUGCAAUUCUUUGUUAAACAUUAAGUUUUUUUAAACUUAAAAAUGCAUAAGUACUUGUAAAUGACUUUCAAAAAAAGAGUAAUAACAAAACUAUUCCUAUAGUAAACACCAUGUUACUUCAGGUACCGAUGUUGCUGAAAGAUUUAACUUGCUAAAGCCAAAAAAAGAAGUAAAUAUUCUGGUAAGGUAUUCAGAUUAGAAAACAAAAUAAUAACAAAAGCAAGAUGAAGAUACAUAUAAUUCAAUAAAGCCUUUAAAUUGGUUUUAUAUACUGGUAUUUAAUUUUCUUUGCUCAGAAAUUUUUAUUAUUCUCCUCUCAAAGACUUCUGAAUUCAUUUACAAGACAAGGCAAAUUUCAUGGAUACAUUGUAUUAAGUACAUACUAAAGGAUCAAGACAAGAGAAAAAACACAGCCUUCCUUUACUCUCUCUUACCUUAUUUCUAUAUUUAGAUAAGUGUAGUUUUCUUUUCUUUCUGAGCACACCUUGAUAUAACUUCAUUUAUAGAAAAACUAAGAAAAAUCCUGGGCAAGAAAAUAAAAACGUAUUUCCAAUAAUCACGGGUAACAAAAGUCAAUUAUCCUUUUGUAUUCAUUUCUUCACAAAGAAGUGAAAGUUAUAAUGUAAAAGAAGUAAUUUCUUUUUUCUAAAGCCAGAAUUAAAUCAGAAAUGCCCUGAACACUAAUACAUGAAUUGCAUAAAAUCUGUUGCUGGGCUUGCAUGGGACUCACAGACAUGGCUUAAUCGAGACACAAAGUGAUGUGUGCCAUGCAUUCAAAAUUAGCAUCUGGCCUGGAGCCACUAAAUUUGGCAUCCCAAGAACUAAUUCUGUUCUUUGCCAAGUUUCCACAGGGACUAGACUGGCUGAAUUCUGAAUCACAGCCUCUAAUUUCUCCUUCAACAGAAUCUCUUUGAAUUGUGGACUAGAGAAACUUGCAAGCAAGUGUAAAAAUUGAAUGUGAAACAUAGAACUCUCCAAAGAGGCAGCUUUUAGAUAAAAGAUGCAUACAGAACAUAGAGUAUUUCCAGUUAAUCAAUUAUAAUGUGGACUGCUGAUCAGCUCACUUAUCCUACUCAAUUUGUUGUCCUUUCACAAACAAGAGCACACUAUAAAGUGUGUGCUGACAAACUCUGCAGAAACACUUGAGAAUUUCGGAAUUUUGCAUACCACAAAUUCACUUGACAGGUCUCAUCACAUGGUGAGCAAUAUUUUUUAUUAGCUAACUUUGUGGAAGAAAUGGCAUUUUGCCCUAAUUUCAAACUAACCCAUUCUGUCAUGGUUGACAGCUUUAUUACAUUAUUAAAUACAUCAGUCAAUACCAUCUUGGAUAAUUGAGUCUUGUUACAUAAUGCAGUUGUUAAAUCUAUAGAUUUAUUUUCAAAGUCAAAUCAAUGAGCAGAAAAGAAUAUCAUUCUAGUGGAAUUCAGGAAUAAAUAUGUGUCACCAGUGCAAAUAUUUCUGAUGUGAAACAGUGAACUGACCUUUUCUCAGAUUAUACUCAAAAUCAUUCAAAGUUGUGUUUCACUGAAAGUGUUGCCUCAGGCACUGGAUUGUACAUGAUCAGUGUUGUGUGGCGGGAGCAGCCCUUACCUGGAAAUUACAAAAGGAUUAUAAUGAGUGAGUUGAUAAUAUGUGAGAAUAAUGUUUAAAAAAACUUGCUUAAAAUUGAAAAGGAAGAAGAGAAAAGAGUACAGAAGACAUGACGUGAUAGAAGAGAAUGAAAUAGUUCUUUGUUUUGGAUUAUUUUUAACAGUGACAAAAGGAAAAUGCUAGUAAGUUUCUUAAUAGUCAGUAAAAGUAUUUGAAAAUAAGUGGGUAAGUUGCAAAAGGAAGAACAUUUAAGAAACAUUGCAAGUGCUUAGCUUCAUCUUUUCCUGAAGCUCAUUAAAAUAGUUUUCAGUGACUGUAUAAAAUAAUGGAAUAAGAUUAAGUUAAAUUUCCAUACGCAAAGUCAGCACUAUUAAAAGGAAAACAAUCUAAUUUGUUAUUUGCCUCUGUAUCAUAAAUUUUAACAACUGUUCAAUUGUGUUUUUCAAAGCAAAGUUAAAUGUUCUUUGAUUUUAUUUAGAAACAACAAAAUUCUUAGGAGAAAAUUAUUAGAUUUUAGCUUAACUGAACAUUCAAAAUUUCUCAGAAACAAAUCUUGCUAAUAGUCAAUUUACACUUAUUUAAUAAUGAAAAGUUAAAUGAAAAGUUAGCUAACUCAAAAACAAAUUAUUAUAUAGUCAUGCACUUACUAUCAUUAAUUAUUUUUAAUUGAUAAGUAAAAUCUUGUUUAUCUCCUUGGCAUAUAACAUGAAUUUGUUGUUGUUGCCACAGGAUCUUGCUAUAUAGUUCAGGCUGGCCUCGAACUCACUAUGUAGACCAUUCUCUUGCCUCAGUCUACCAAGUGCUGGGGCUACACUAAUUUACCACCACACUUAGCACAUCAUGAUGUUCACAAGUAUGUAUACACUAUAUAGUGGCUAGAUCCAGUUAAUUACCAUAUAUUGCCUCACUGACCACCUUUUUAAAUGGGAGUUUACAACAUAUACUGGACAUAAAAACCUUUAAAAUAUCAAAUAUAAUUUAGAUUUAAGAGAUAUACAGGGGCUGGGGAUUUAGCUCAGCGGCAUAAGCACCUGCCUUACAAGCAGGCGGUUGUGAGUUACUCUUUUAAAAGUUACUCUUUUAAAAAUUCCAUUUCUGUCUCUUCCUUUGGGUUUUUCUUAGAAAACAGGGAUUCUUAUUACUAUUUCAUUUACGGAAUCUCAAGAAGAAAGACUAAAUUUGACAUGUACUUCUCAAUUUCAUAAUAAAAACUUGAAAAGUUAGGGAACCCACAACCCCAAGGAUGAGGUGAUGUUGUAGACUGCACGCACAGCACAAUAGUUCAAAGAAUGUGGAGUGUGGCCUCAUUAAAGACAUAAGCACAGUCAGGGUAUAAAUAGGGGAAAAGAAUUUAAAUGAUUUUUCAUAUUUGAUACUUUUAAAAAGAAAAACUAACAAUGGAGAAAAUGAAAUGACCAUUGUAUCACGUUGCAAACAUUUGUUUAAACAUAUUUAGAAUUAUACAUAGAGAUGUAUUGAUUAGUUUUGUAUCAAUUCCUUCUAAAAAUUCUCUGGAUGCAUAGACAGAGCUGUCUCCCAAUUACUUCUGCUUCUCUGGAGGAAUUUGACUUAUAAACUAUUCCUAGAAAUAUACCAUAACAUCAUCAGUAUUUAAUAUCAACUUUUUUAGUGGUAAUCUUGGCUAAAGAAUUGUGGAAGAUUAUACUGAGAUAUAAUCUAGAUGUAUUUUGUACCCAAUGUACAUAAAAGUUGAUUUUCCAAAAUACCUUCUUCAAAAGAGUUUACACAGGAAAUACUUACUUAGCUGUUAAAAGGAAGGUAAACAUUUGUGUAGUGAACUUAGGGCUGAAGGAAUGGAUGGGAAGAAUUACAUUCUAGGAAAUGGAAGAGAAGGAUACAAAACCUAGGUGUCUGAAGACUGUGAAUUGUUUAGAAAACUGUGUCAAGUUGAAGCUUUGUAUUAUGUUGGGAGCCGUGGCACUGUCAAGUCAUCAGACGCGGUGAUUGCGAGGCCUGUGGGAAAGUACAAAAGCCUGGGCUAGAUUACCCCUCUCAUCGAGCCCGCCUGUGUGGCACCUGUUUCUUAUCACCCCACUAAGUUCCCGCCUCACAGGGUAGUCUGCCUAGCUAUUAAUCCUAUAUAUAGCCAGUGCCUCCACCCCCGAGAGAGAGAGAGACUGAAGCACAAAAGGAGCCGCGGGGAGCGGACCGGUAGAGGCUUCGGGGCAGACUGAAGCACGGAAGGAGCCGCGGAGAGCGGACCGGUAGAGGCUUCGGGGCAGACUGUAUAAGGAGAGAAUAAAGAAAAGCCUGACCACCGCCA